AAUUUCAUUGUCCAGCAGCUGAAUGAAUCAUUUUCUUAUUUUGUGGGGCUCUCUGAUCCACAAGGUGAUGGUAGUUGGCAAUGGAUUGAUCAUACACCUUUCAAAAAAAAUGUCAGAUUCUGGCACCCAAAUGAACCCAAUUUCUCUGAAGAGCGAUGUGCUUCAAUAGUUUUCUGGAAUCCUGGAAGAUGGGGCUGGAAUGAUGUUUUUUGUGAUACGAAUCGGAAUUCAAUAUGUGAGAUGAAGAAGAUUUACCUAUGA
Molecule: messenger RNA, 261 nt
Organism: Castor canadensis (American beaver)
Lineage: Eukaryota; Metazoa; Chordata; Mammalia; Rodentia; Castoridae
Source: RefSeq, a predicted model, not a curated record